Molecule: messenger RNA, 237 nt
Organism: Paramecium tetraurelia
Lineage: Eukaryota; Ciliophora; Oligohymenophorea; Peniculida; Parameciidae
Exons: 2
Source: RefSeq, a predicted model, not a curated record
AUGGGAAGCUAGCCAAAUAAAAACAUGAAAAAUCAGAAAGACAUUGACUUAAAAGCUUAUGUAAAUAAUCAAACUCGACCAAGAUCUAUACCAAUUUGCCCAUAUAAUCCAUAUUUUUUUUAAUAAGCUUCUCUUACAUAAUAUAAUGUUACAAUAAAUAAUGUGCUGUUUUAAGUAGUAAAUCCUCCAGAAGACAAUGAUAGCAUUACUAUGGCUGAAAAUUUUGAUGAAGUCUGA